This is a messenger RNA of Cutaneotrichosporon cavernicola, 540 nucleotides long. RefSeq lists its product as uncharacterized. The record is from RefSeq and is a predicted model, not a curated record. The transcript is spliced from 4 exons. Lineage: Eukaryota; Fungi; Basidiomycota; Tremellomycetes; Trichosporonales; Trichosporonaceae. The coding region runs from base 1 to 540 and encodes 179 amino acids.
AUGAAGUACUUCGCCCUCGCUACCCUCUUCGCGCUCGCCACGGCCCUUCCCACGCCCCAGGACGAGGUCGUCGUGCCGGCCGUGCCCGGCAAACCCGCGCCAAGCGGUAAGCCGGUGCCGCUCCCAACGCCGCUCCCGAGUGUGGGCCUGCACCCCAACGGCAACGCCGGCAAGUGUGUCGACGUGCGCGGCGGCGUCAUCCAGGCCGGCACGGUCGUGCAAAUUUACGACUGCAACGGCACUGCGGCGCAGAAGUUCAGCCUCAAGCGCGGUGACGGACAAGUUCAAGUCACUGGCACCGACUACUGUCUCCAGGCCGACGGCAACUGGAACGGUUCGCGGGUCCGCCUCCAGCGCUGCAACAAGUCCCUCCUCCAGAAUUGGUACUACACCGACGACGACCGUAUCGCCGUCACCGGCCAAGGCCUCUGCCUCGACCUCACGGACGGGUCGGACGCCAACGGCAACGCCCUUCAGGUCUGGCAGUGUGGCACUGGCAACACCAACCAGGUCUGGACGACCAAUGUCCUUUUCGCCUGA